Molecule: messenger RNA, 3240 nt
Organism: Symbiodinium natans
Lineage: Eukaryota; Dinophyceae; Suessiales; Symbiodiniaceae
Source: the annotation of a GenBank genome assembly
AUGAGCUUUGCUUAUGGAGUCCAAUAUCCGGGCUAUGCACAGGCUUAUCCUGGCAUGUAUGCGCCAGUCCCUCCGGCAGCACAGGCAGCAGCGGCACAGGCGCAGGCGCAGGCGCAGGCGCAGGCGCAGGCCGCGGCCUACCCGCAAACCUUCAACUUUGCCCCCAGCCAGCCGCAAGCUUCGCAAGAGAGCUCUAUGUGGCGGCUGGUGGUGUCGGGCUGCCGCCAUGACACCGUAGCUCAGAUCGUGCGGGGCCAAUAUACGCGAAGCGGCGAAAAUCAUGGGCAUCCCGUCUUCAAGAAGGAGAGCCAGUGGAAUGGGCUGGAUGUGAUGAUUUACUACUGGGACGAACGCGAUGGUCCCUCGUUCUCCGGGUGGUGGUUUGGGCCCAAGGUGGGGGGUGACCAAGUUUGGGCGUACCAGCCAGACAAGGAGUCGGAGCCUCCUGCUAGUGGCUGGCGUGUCCCCUACGAUGGCCCCGUGGACAACACAUUCAUCCUCUACCCAGCGCCCGGGGGAGCGCCCACGCCCACGCCUGCGCCCGCGCCCGCAGUGAUUCCUGUCCCGACAGCACCUAGCUACGAUGGCUAUGCCUCUGCCCCGCAGGGCUAUUCCUGGGGUCAGCCUGCCUACUCCAUGCCCCCUAUGCAUGCAGGUCAUGCAGCACCCCCCACAUCGCCGUGGGCUUCCAGUGAGAGCCAGAAGCGGGAGCAAGAGCAGCGGCAGCGAGAGCUGCGGGAACGAGAGAUGCGCGAGCGCGAGAAGCAAGAGAGGGAAAGGCAACAGAUGGAGGAGAGGAGGAGGAACGAAGCAGCCAGGAGGGAGGCUCAGGCCAAGGCCCAGGCUGAGGAGCGGAGACGAAAGGAGGCUGAGAUGAAAGCCCAGCAGGAGAAAGCGCAGCAAGAGCUUGAGAAGAGGAAGCAGGAGCAGCGCUCGGUUUUGGCCAUCCGCCGCCAGAUUCAGAAGGUGCGCUCCGCCCCGCCCGAAACCCUGGAUGCCAUGGAGAAGGAACUGAAGGACCUCCUCCAGGCAGAGACGGAAGGGAAGGCCCUGAGCCCGCAGUUGCAGGCGGUGUCAGAGGAGGCACAAGUUGGCAUGGAGCAAGCGCGGAAGCGCUGUGAAACCCUCCUGCAGAUGCGUCGGAAGCAGAACGAGGAGGAGGAAAAGGCCAAGGCCUUCGUGGGGGAGCUGACCCGUCGGCUCGAAGAGGCUGAGGGGACCCUCAAGGAGUUGCACCAGAUCCUAGCAGAACAUCUCAAGGAGAAGAUCGAGAUGGAGCCCGGAGAGGGUGACAAUGGUGAGAAGGCCACCAAAUCGGAGGCGAAUCCGAAAGCUGAUGCCCUGAAGUUCUUUUCGGCGACGGAGUUGCAAUCUCUGCGGGUGGAAAGCUCGGAGGAGGCAGCGAUGCUGGUGCAGCGGGCCAAAGCGGCCCAUCGGAAAGCUGAGGCAGCAGCCUUGGACUGCGGCGGCUACGCGUCUGCCAACGUGAAACUCAGGGAGGAGCUCAAGGAGGAGAAAGCAUCGGAGUGCUUGAAGCAGGUGCCCUUGUUGUUGCGGCGGCUGCAGGGCACCCGGCAAACCGGAGAGAUGUACCUGGAGGCGGUUCUGCAUUGUGAGAAAGGCUUGAAGCGCCGGGGGGCUGCUGAGCAAGAGGAGUCCAGGCGACGGAGCCUCUUCCAGAGCUUCCAGAAGGGCAGCAAGGGGGUUCUGUCCCUGGAGGAGACGAAGGGUCUGGCGAAAUCUCUCCUGAAGGACUCGAAGGCGAAGGUCAGUGACAAGGCUCUACAGCGCAUUGUCCGGGGAGCAGUCGCUGAGGAGCUGUCAGGCCUGAGCUUCGAGGACUUCCACUUGCUGGCGACCUCCGUGGGCAUCUUCCGGGAGCUGGAGCGGGACACCAAUCGCCGGCUGGCGAGGGAGGCAAAGCAGAAGCUGCAGUCCACCCUCCAGAGCAAAUGGCGCCGGCGAGUCCAGGACCUGGAGAGCGGCGAAGGUGGGGGAGGCGCGGACCUGGAAGCGGCCUUGGCAGAAGUGGAGGUGGCGGUGGCACCGCUGCUCGCCGAGGCUGCCGAGGCCCCCUUGGAGAAGAUGCAGGUCCGGGCCGACGAGUGCGAGGCUCUGAUCCAGAAGGGCCAGGCGCAAGCAGAGCUCUUCCAGAAGAAGGUCCAAGCUUUGCCACAGGCCUUCCGCAAGGAGGCUGAGAAGGUGAAGCAGGGAAAGGACGGAAACGAAAUGCCCGUGGCGGAGCUUGACGCGCUGAUGGCCGAUCACCAGAAGCGCCUAGUGCUACGUAUAGGUCGGACAGGCCAGCGCCUGGAGCGCGCCAAGCGACUCACGGAGCUCUACCGGAUCAAGGCGCAGCGGAAGGAGAACCGGGCCGUGGAAGCCGCUUGGGUCGAUUUGGGCGAAGCGCUGCGAACCCAAAUGCGGACGAAGGGCCUGAAGGCGGACCAGCUUUUCAGAAGCAGCCUCGAGAAGAAUGGGGAUGAAGAGGAGGAGAAGCUCGAGCUUUCGGAGGAGGCCUUCCUCCGGCUGUGCAAGCAAUCCUCGGAAUCCCCGCUCUCCCCGAAGAUGGUGGCAAAGGUCUUCCAGAGGGCGCUGCCCGCAGAGGCGGAGGCCCUGCCGCUGUGUGCUUUCGAGCGUUUGCUCAAGACUUUUUACAAGGUACAGCAAGACACCCCGCUUACGAAGGAUACGGUGGUUUCCGGCACCAACGCGCUGCGGGUCCUGCGGGCCGGGGAGCUCGUGGAACUCCUCGAUGAGCAAACGCCCUCCGAGGCACCGAACGAGGCGCCCAGCGAGACGCCCAAGGAGACCCCCACUGAGCCCAAGGACGUGGAGAACGUGGAGAACGCGGAGAACAUGGAGCAGAAGGAUAAGGAGACAGAGACCGACACAGGGAAGGAGGUCAAGGAGCCCAAGCAGCCCAACGAGGUGCGGAUCCGCUGCCGCGCGCGCGAGGGCCUGGAGGGCUGGGCGACCAUGGCUCACCUGCGUCCGAGCCCUCUCCGGGCCUACACCGCCCGACGCCGCUGCCAGCUCUCGGAGAAGAAGCUCGUGGAAGAGCCUGAAGAUGCCAACGUCUUGGGCGUCUUGCUGGAGGGCGAUGUGGCUGAGCUCCUGGACGAAGCAAAAGAAAAGACAUCAGAGGAAGGGCCUGAGGUGUCGUUUGGCUACGUCCAGACCCGUUGUGGAAAGUAUGGUUGGGUCGCCUAUUCCGACCAGGUCCUUGAGUCCUUCUGA